Messenger RNA from Phycomyces blakesleeanus NRRL 1555(-), 1665 nucleotides. RefSeq lists its product as hypothetical. NCBI's taxonomy places the organism in Eukaryota, Fungi, Mucoromycota, Mucoromycetes, Mucorales, Phycomycetaceae. The transcript has 5 exons. The record is from RefSeq and is a predicted model, not a curated record. The coding region runs from base 39 to 1517 and encodes 492 amino acids.
CCACCAACUUACCCAAAGGUCCAAAAAAAGAAAGAAUCAUGGAGUUGAAAGAAGAAGAUUUGGCGGUUAAUCACCACACUGAGACGGAUGAUGUAAAGAAUGAUUCUCCUGAUAAAAAUUGUCAUCAAAUGGUGGCUUUGGAUAAGGUAGAAGAUGAGAGUGUGAAUCAGGAUACAAAUGCAACCACAGCACAGCAUGUAGCAGAUGCUUUUGCAAAUGCACUGUUCCAACACUAUUCGUUUACCAUGCCGACAACUGAAGAAAAAGACGUUACAACUGGGCUGCCGAUGCAUGCCCAACUUGUGGCUGCAGUGGUAGCAGCAGCAGCAGCAGCUGAAAAGAAUGGACCCCAUGGGUCGAUUGAUUAUGGUUUUACUCCUACUCCAGACCCUGCUACCACAUCUGCCCCCUCUAUGGACCAAACAAUGUUUGAUGGGCAAAUGGUCCCUGGGUCCCUAAAGCGGAACCUAAUGAAAUUAAAGGUUCGAGAAGAUAAUCGGGCAAGAAAGAAGCGGUGGAGAGAACACAAUGAAGAGCGAAACAAAGACAAUGAUUUGCGAUGCCGUGUGAAUAAGCGCGCACACAAGCUAUUUGGCAAAGAUGACACGACGCACAAGAAGCAAUGGGUUGAAGAAGAGUUUCAACGCCGCCGGGCAAAGCGUCAGGAAAAGGAACGCCACAAGCAGGCGAUGGAUGGUGCUCUGCACGCAACCCAUGCUGCAGCUCUCAAGCUCAACCAAGACCUUAGUGCUUUUCUCAAGUUUUCUAAGGAGAGUAAUGCAAGUGCUGCUGCGCUUGUUGCUGCUCUUCAGAGCCCACAACUCCUGCAGCUGCUCACCCAGACAGCUGGAGCUAUUCAAACAUCCACAGCCACAUCCGCAAUCACGAAUAGUCCGACCCAGACCCACCAAACCCAAAUUCAACACAAUCAGAAUCAGGCUCAUAGCCAAAAUCAGGGCCAGAUCGAGAAUCAGAAUGAUAGCCAAGGUCAGAGCCAGAGCCAGAACCAUAUCCACAGCCACAGCCACAACCACAACCAUAACCAGGAUCAUCAGAAUGAGAUCCAGAGCCAUAACGAGAUCCAAAGCCAUAGUCAGAACCAAAUCCAGGACCAAAUCCAAAUCCAGAACCAAGACCAGGACCAGGACCAGAGUCAGAGUCAGAUUCAGAGUCAGAUUCAGGAACAAACUGAUUUGGCAUCUACUAUAGCUUCUGCCAUUGCCAGCACAACAACCACAGACACAACUAUCGCAGAAACUGGAGAGCACAUCCUGGCCACUUCCACUUCCGAUUCCACUGCCAGUGUCACUAAUGAUAUUGUUUCUGAUACUGGUAUUGCUAUUGUUUCUGAUAGCGCUGCUGAUAGUGCUACUGCUACUACUCAAGUACAGCCUGAAGAAAAUGAAGUGAGUGCGAAAGAGGAUGAAAGUGGGACUGGUACUGGUGGAACACAGACCGAUUCUAUGGAUGCUGUGAUGACUCUUAUGCAGCUCAAUGGGAGCUGGCGUCAACAAUAGUCUUUAUAUAUUAUUUUUUCCUUGUUUUCAUUUUCUUUUAUAUUUUAUUUUGGAGGACAAAAAAAAAACAAUAGUCUUGUGUAGUCUACCAAGAUAUUCUUGUAUACACAUUGACAAUUAUAUAUAAAACUCUCUUUCUUUCAUUGUU